This is a messenger RNA of Polistes canadensis, 1652 nucleotides long. RefSeq names its product putative fatty acyl-CoA reductase CG5065. Lineage: Eukaryota; Metazoa; Arthropoda; Insecta; Hymenoptera; Vespidae. The coding region runs from base 1 to 1596 and encodes 531 amino acids. Gene Ontology annotation, molecular function: alcohol-forming very long-chain fatty acyl-CoA reductase (NADP+) activity. Gene Ontology annotation, cellular component: peroxisome. The record is from RefSeq and is a predicted model, not a curated record. The transcript is spliced from 8 exons. Gene Ontology annotation, biological process: long-chain fatty-acyl-CoA metabolic process.
AUGUAUCAAGAGGAACUGUUUUCUAUGGUAGAAGAGCCGAAUUAUUAUAAUCAACGAGGUGAAAUUGCUACAUUCUAUUCUGGAAAAAAAAUUCUCAUAACAGGAGGUUCAGGAUUUUUAGGAAGGCUUAUAAUGGAAAAACUUUUGAGAUGUUGUCCAGAAAUAAAAUCGAUUUAUUUGCUGAUAAGAGCAAAAAAACAGCGGGAUCCGCAGACUCGAUUCAAAGAGUAUUUUAAUGAUGUCAUUUUUGAUAGAUUGAAGAGAGAGCAAAAAGAUGUCGAAAAGAAGAUUAUUCUGAUAGAAGGAGACACGAGUCAAUUGAAUUUAGGAUUGUCAGAGAAAGACCGCGAACGCAUUAAAGAUACAGAUUUGAUUUUCCACAGUGCAGCAUCCGUCCGUUUUUUGGAUAAUAUUCGUUUUAUAGUUAAUACGAAUAUUAGAGGAACAAGGGAUCUCCUUUUGCUUGCACGGGAGAUGACAAGCUUGAAGGCCUUUGUCUAUAUAUCAACGGCAUAUUCGCACUGCGUAUAUAGUAAAAUUGAAGAAAAAUUUUAUAAGCCACCUAUAGAGACAGAAGACAUAAUUAAAUUGACAGAAAUUUUGAGCGAAGAUCAAUUAGAUCUCAUUACCCCAAAGCUACUUGGUAAUUGGCCAAACACUUACGCAUAUUCAAAGGCAAUCUGUGAAGAUACUGUACGGCAAUAUUCUAAUGGAAUUCCUACUUGCAUCGUUCGGCCAUCCAUUGUUAUCCCAACGGAGAAGGAACCAAUUGCCGGUUGGAUAAACAAUCUUUAUGGAAUAACAGGUGUUACUUAUGGUAGUGCGACUGGUGUUUUACACACGCUAUAUUGCAAUGAAAACUAUAUUUGCGACAUCAUUCCUGCCGACUAUGUUGUCAACAACAUCGUUGCUGCCGCAUGGGACGUUGCACAAAAACGGUCCAUACCACAGAUUAUUAAUCUCUCAAACAGAAACAACAAAUAUUUGCCCGUUAACGAAGAGAUUCCAAUUUAUAAUGUUGUUUCCUCAGUUCAAAAACCAAUUACCUGGGGUAUUAUGGAAUCUUAUUUAAAAAUUAAAGGGCUUAAUAUUCCAUCGAAAAAAGUAUUAUGGUACUACUCCUUAUGGUUUAACCAUAACUAUUCUUUCCAUGUUUUGUUGACAAUUUUUUUGCACUGGAUACCAGCAAUUAUACUGGACUCGUUAGCUUAUCUCAAGGGAAGAAAGCCAAGAUUGCUCAAAAUCUACGCAAAUAUAGAAAAGUUUAAAAAUGUAAUUAAUUUUUUUACACUUAACGAAUGGGAAUUCACAAACGAUAACGUUUUGAAAUUAUGGGACAAGCUAUCUGUAGUCGAUAAACAUAACUUCUUUUUUAAUGUUUCUGAUAUCGAUUGGGAUUGUUUUUCUGAUACUUACAUAAAAGGAAUACGAGUCUAUUUAUUGAAAGACCCGAUGGAGACGGUUGAAGAAUCAAGACCAUUUUAUAGAAGGUUAAGAAUAGCUCAUUAUACGAUGAAAUGGUCGAUUUGUGCCUUGAUUCUUUGGAUCUUUUAUUCGUUAUUAUAUUCACUUUUUUCGUCUGUAUUUUCUUUCUAACAAUCUGUGAAAAACAACACAAUAAAGAGAUCCUUUUAUAAUUCAUUUUGUUUAGA